This is a messenger RNA of Naegleria fowleri, 2127 nucleotides long. RefSeq lists its product as uncharacterized. Lineage: Eukaryota; Heterolobosea; Eutetramitea; Acrasida; Naegleriidae. Bases 1 to 2127 code for a protein of 708 amino acids. Gene Ontology annotation, molecular function: ATP binding; protein kinase activity; protein binding. The transcript has 9 exons. Gene Ontology annotation, biological process: protein phosphorylation. The record is from RefSeq and is a predicted model, not a curated record.
AUGGAUCAGUAUUACAUUAUUAAAAUCUUGGGUCGAGGAUCUGAAGGCCAAGUACUUUUAGCUGAACACAAGAAAACACAUGAAGAAGUGGCAAUCAAGCGUAUGGAAUGGGCUAGCUUCGAUGACGCUAAUCUUCAUCUGAAUGAAGCUCAAAAGCUCAAAGACCUUAAUCAUCCCAAUAUUAUGAAAUAUUUAAAGGUCUUUCUUCAUAAAUACAGCACGGAAACUCACUUUGUGUGCCUCUGUAUUGAAUAUUGUCCAGGAGGAGAUUUACAAAAGCUAAUCACAAGUGUCAUUAAGCGAGAUAAAAAGAUGAAAGAAGAAGAUAUUAUAACGUAUGCAGAACAGAUAGCAGAGGGCCUUAAAUAUCUGCAUGAACAUAAUAUUAUUCAUCGAGAUUUAAAACCGCAAAACAUUUUGAUUGCCUCAGAUGGUACGCUUAAAAUUGGAGAUUUUGGUAUUAGUCGUGAAAUUGGAACUCACAGCUUAGCUCAUACUCAAUGUGGUACAAUUCAAUACAUGAGUUAUGAAAUGCUGAACAAGGAACCUUAUGAUCAAGCGACUGACAUGUAUUCUUACGGUGUAAUUUUACUUCAAAUGAUGACAGGAAAACAAAUGAUGAUCUCAAUGGAAUUGAGAAAAAAUCCAAACUUUUUUGCAGACAUUGAACAUCAGUGUGUUAAAGUACUUGGAUAUUCUCAAGAAUUGUUCGAUUUGGCAAAAUUAUUAGUAAGCUAUGAUCCUCGAGAAAGGCCCACCGCAGAAAAAACUCUGAAAGUGUUGAACAAGAUCAAAGCAGAUGGAAAAUAUGGCAAUUUGAAACUUGUUCUCAAAGAUUUUAAAUUUUUACCCGAUGUGUUGAAACUGCAUGUAUUCUCAUACUUGAAAAUUGAGGACAUGUAUCAUGUUGGACUUUCUUGCAAGCAAUUGUUUUUAUUAUGGGAAGAACAUUGGUGGCGAAUAUUUAUGACGACCACAAAAGUUGGAGAUGAAAUUAUGAAAUCAGCUGCAUCUCCCAUGUCUGGAAAACGAAAACGAUCGGGCAGUGCCAAUAGCAAACAUCCAUCAUUGGUGGCCUCUCCAAGUGAUCCUUCGAUGGAUUCGACUGUCCUUAAUGAAAGCAAAGUGACGGCAUCUUCUCCUCUUGUACUCUCUGUUCCAUCGACACAAACUGAAAAGAAUAUUUUCAAACAACAAGCAUAUGCGUUUGUUAAAAUUCACAAACCAAAAAAGAGAAGAGACAUGAAUAAGCGAGGAAAGAGUGUGGUGAGUGAGAUACAUCCGUCACAGGUCCAAGAGGCAGCGAACUUUUUGGCUCAAUCGUUGCGAUCGCCACUCUUUUACAAAUACAAUCUUUCGACUCAGCACGAAUCGGUUGCAUCUAAUGGAGUAAGGACUUUAAGUGAGGCUCCAUCGGAAACUUCAAGCCCAAGUAAAGCAUCAGAAGAGGUGAAGGAAGUAUCACAUGGAAGUAUCACACGAGAAUCAAACACUCUAGUUCAUGGUUGUGAGGAACAAGGUCAUAUGUGGCAUCCUCUACUCAGUUAUAUUUUCAAAACAGAAUCACCGCAAGAUGUUUCCAAUGAGUCGUUAUUGUUUCUUUGCUCCAUGUUGAUCAAGUAUGGAAUCAAGUAUGGAAGAAUUUAUGUGAAUACCUAUUAUCCAAUGAAUGAUGAUGCAAAGGAAAUUCAAGCCAUUUCUAUAUGGCAACAUCCAUUCAAUUCAAAAGGAAUUGAUUUUUGGAAAAUGUUAAGACUGGGAAUUGGAAAAGCUCCAAAGAGUCUUGGUAUUAAGGGUCUAUUUAGGACAAUGAAGGCAGUGGAGGAUAUGGAAGCAAUUCAUUCACAACUACUUUCACAAACUGAGAAACCUCAUUGGUCCCUGCUGACACUUGUUGUAAAACCAGAAUUACGAAAUAGAGGUCUUGGAACUGAGGUGUUGUUGCCAAUCAUUCGAGCGUCUGAUGAGGCCACUCUGCCCAUAUACACCAUUGUACAUCAUUAUGAAAAUCAGUCACGAGAAGAGAAGCCUGUUCAGUUCUUGAAAAAACAUGGUUUCGAUGUGCGAGAAGAAUGUACGCCAAAGAAAGGGCCUCCUUUCACUGUAUUAAUACGAUACGGAAGUUGA